CUGCCUUCGCGCCCCGAUGGGGCCCUGGGCUGCGAGCCGCCCCCUCCGCAGCGCCGCCCCCGAGGGUCAGUCGAGGCGCCCCGCGCCGCCCAGCCGCGCGUCCCCGCCCUCCAGGAGGCGGCGGAGGCCGCCGCCGUCCCGGCGGCCCGCCGCGAGCUGCAGGGCCGCGGGGCUCUCCGAGGACUGCGGCACGUCGCGCACGAAGGCGAUGCGGCCGUCGCCGUCCACCUGGGCGACGUACGCCACGCCCUUGAUCGCGUCGACGCCGGUCAGCAGCGUGCCCCGGGGGCGGCCGGGGAUGCGGAGGAGGUACGUGAAGCAGACGGCGCCGAGGCCGUCCGAGGUGUCCUCCACCUCGAAGGUGGCGCCGUCGUUCCGGCCGGCCUGCGUGGCGCGGACGUCCGCCAGGAGGCCUCCACGGCGGCGCGCCCGACGAACGGCUGCUCGUAG
Prorocentrum cordatum is the source of this 450-nucleotide messenger RNA. Lineage: Eukaryota; Dinophyceae; Prorocentrales; Prorocentraceae. The record is from the annotation of a GenBank genome assembly.